This is a messenger RNA of Metarhizium album ARSEF 1941, 3159 nucleotides long. Its product is annotated as Importin-beta domain containing protein. Lineage: Eukaryota; Fungi; Ascomycota; Sordariomycetes; Hypocreales; Clavicipitaceae. Gene Ontology annotation, molecular function: small GTPase binding. The coding region runs from base 1 to 3159 and encodes 1052 amino acids. Gene Ontology annotation, cellular component: cytosol; nuclear envelope. The record is from RefSeq and is a predicted model, not a curated record. The transcript has 9 exons. Gene Ontology annotation, biological process: protein import into nucleus.
AUGGAUACCGCCGCCCUCCGGGACCUGCUCCUGGGCAGCUUGUCCACCGAUGCGGACAACAGACGACGGGCCGAGCUGCAGUUGAAACAGGUUGAGGAGCAGGCAGGCUUUGUCGAUGCCCUGUUCGAUAUUUUACAAGCCGAGCAGGAUGCAAGCGUGCGCUUGUCGACCGUCAUCUAUAUUAAGCACCGCGUCAAUCGUGCCUGGUACCAGAGCGAUCAGUAUGCCAACGAAUAUAUAAUACCCGAAGAUGAAAAGACUCGCGUCAGAGACCGCCUGGUACCGCUCCUGGCAGCCUCCGCCGGCGCUGUGCGCCAGCAGCUCAUUCCUGUUCUCCAACGUGUCCUGCAGUGCGACUUUCCCAGCAAAUGGCCGCGGUUCAUGGAUUUUACUACCGAGCUAUUAAACACGAAUACUCCUAGUUCCGUCCUCGCUGGCCUUCAGUGUCUGCUUGCUAUUUGCCGCGCUUUCCGAUACAAAUCUAACGACAAUCAUGACCGAGCACAGUUCGACACGAUUGUCGAGAACAGCUUCCCGCGCUUGCUUGCUAUCUGCAAUGAGCUGGUGAAUCAGGAAAGCGAUGAGGCCGGCGAAAUGCUUCACCUGGCGCUCAAGUCCUACAAACAUGCGACAUGGCUCGAGCUUUGCGGCCACUUGCGACAACAGCACGUCAAUAUUGCAUGGUGUACCGUCUUCCUGCAGACAGUAUCCAAGGCUGCACCUGCCAGCGCCAUGCAAGGUGACGCGUUUGAUCGUGAGAAGCAUCACUGGUGGAAGGCCAAGAAAUGGGCCUUCUUCAAUCUCAAUAGGCUGUUCAUUCGACAUGGAAACCCUGCUAGCCCUGGAAAGGGCAGUGAGGCUGCACAGUUCGCCAAGAACUUCAUUAGCACCAUUGCCCCCGAAAUCUUGAAGCACUACCUCCAGGAAAUCGAGAAGUGGGUGGCCAAGACGUCGUGGCUUAGCCGACCUUGCCUUUCCUACGUAAUUGUGUUCCUGGACGAUUCCAUUCGCCCGAAAGAGAUGUGGACUCAUCUCAAAGCCCAUCUGACCAACCUCGUUACGCAUUUCAUCUUCCCUGUCAUGUGUCUCUCCGAGGAGGACGCAGAACAGUUCGACGACGAGCCCGAGGAAUACUUGCAUCGCAAGCUCAACUACUUCGAGGAAGCCUCCGCCCCUGACGUGGCCGCCACAAACUUCCUCGUCAACUUGACCAAAAACCGCCGAAAGGAGACGUUUGAAAUUCUUAAAUUCGUCAAUGCCGUCGUCAACGAUUACGAGCAAGCACCGGAUGACAAGAAGAACCACAUAGCCAAAGAGGGAGCUUUGCGCAUGAUUGCCACCCUCGCGCCCGUCAUCCUGAGCAAAAAGAGCCCCAUUGCUGACCAGGUUGAGUACUUCCUUGUCCGAUACGUGUUCCCCGAUUUUACAAGCAGCCAGGGCUAUCUCCGCGCUCGAGCGUGUGACACCAUUGAGAAGUUUGAGCAGCUCAAUUUCCAGGAUCAGAAUAAUCUGUUGACGAUAUAUCGACACAUCUUGGAUUGCAUGGCAGAUCCCGCUCUCCCUGUCCGCGUUACUGCUGCCUUGGCGCUGCAGCCUCUCAUCAGACACGAUGUCAUCCGGUCCAGCAUGCAACAAAGCAUUCCCACCAUUAUGCAGCAGCUUCUCAAGCUCGCCAACGAAGUGGACAUUGAUGCCCUGGCCAACGUCAUGGAGGAUUUCGUCGAGAUUUUCGCCACCGAACUCACCCCGUUUGCCGUGGCGUUGUGUGAACAACUCCGCGACACUUACCUUCGCAUCGUUCGUGAGCUUCUCGAAAAGGAGAGCAAGGCCGGUGAAGAUGGCGAGGUGUAUGCAGACUAUGACGAUAAGAGCAUUACCGCUCUUGGUGUCUUACAGACGAUUGGCACCCUGAUACUCACUCUUGAGAGCACCCCUGACGUCCUCCUUCACAUUGAGGCCGUCCUCAUGCCUGUGAUCAAGGUGACUCUGGAGAAUAAGCUUUAUGAUUUGUACAACGAGGUCUUUGAAAUCAUUGACAGCUGCACAUUUGCCGCCAAGGGUAUCUCGCACAACAUGUGGCAAGCCUUCGAGCUCAUUCACACUACCUUCAAGGCUGGCGCCGAAUACUACUUGGAAGAUAUGCUUCCGGCAUUGGACAAUUUUGUUCAGUACGGAACACCUCAGCUGAUCCAAAACCCCGAAUACGUCCAGGCCCUGUACUCAAUGGUCGCCGAUAUGUUCACCGACCAGGUUCAAGGCGGCGUUGAACGCAUUUGCGCCUGCAAGCUUGCGGAGGCAAUGAUGCUCAGCCUUCGAGGCCACAUCGACAACUGUGUCGAGGGCUUCAUCAACAUGGCCAUGGGUAUCUUGGCAACCCAAGAAGUGAAGAUCAAGAGCUACAAGAUUCAUCUUAUGGAAAUGGUCAUCAACUCCAUUCACUAUAAUCCAUUGCUGACCCUCCAGGUGCUCGAGAACAAGGGCUGGACGAACCGAUUCUUCAGCUUGUGGUUCGGCAGCAUGACGUCGUUUAGCCGUGUGCACGACAAGAAGCUCUGCAUUGUCGCAAUUUCAGCUCUCUUGGGUGUCAGCCAUGAGCAGGUACCGGCAAGCGUGUCUGUCGGUUGGCCACGAUUGCUCCAGGGCAUCACAGAACUGUUCCGAACCCUGCCUAAUGCUAUGAAGAACCGCGAAGAAGCUUUGCGUGAUGAUUUCCAUCUCGAGACGACGUACGACUUGGGCGACUCGGAUGAGUGGGACGAGAACGAGGCCAACUGGAGUGGCGAAGGGGAAGAAAACAACGAGGAAGAGCCACUGGAAUCCAAGGAUGAGAGCAAAGCUUACCUGGAGUUCUUGAAUGAUGAGGCCCAGAAGUACAGCCUCGCGGUUGAGGAUGCCGAAGAUGACGAGCUGGGAGAAGACAGCGUUCUGCUGGACUCGCCUCUCGACAAGGUCGAACCCUACCAGCUGUUCAAGGCCACCCUACUAAAAAUGCAACAAGAGCAACCUCAGUUCUACAGCAGCCUGGCGGGUCAUCUUUCAGCCGAGGAACAAAACCUGCUCCAGUCCAUCAUGGUGAAGGCAGACGAGGUGGCAGCCCAGCAGGAGCAGUUGUUGGCUCAGCAGCAGGCACAAGCUGCUGCUGGUGGGCUGACGAGUUAA